CAUUAGGGCUGACGCCAGGGAGCGAUCGAUUCAUGGAGAGUGAGGAGGAAGAGGAGGGCGCUGCCGCGGCCAGAUUCGCGAGCUCCUGGAGCAUCUACGAGAAUCGCGAGGUCUUGGCCAGGUACGCGGUGCUGGAUCCCAUUGGAUCCGGCGCCUACUCGGAUGUCUACCACGGCAAGCGCCGGGACGACGGCCUCCACGUCGCGCUCAAGGAAGUCCACGACGGCAAGAGCUCCUCGCGCGAAUUGGCCGCUCUCCAGCUCCUCACAAACUCCAGCCAUGUCGUCCAGCUCUUGGAUCACGUCUGGCUCCAUCCCGGGGUAUUGCUGGUGCUGGAAUUUCUUCCGGGCUCUCUCGCGGAGGUGAUAGAGGAGCGCAAGGAGAUCCCUUUCCAGGAAUUCGAGGCCAGGAACUGGAUGGAGCAAAUCCUCAAGGCCGUGGCCGAGUGCCACAGUGCUGGGAUCUUGCACAGGGAUCUCAAGCCAUCCAAUCUUCUCAUCUCCAGCGAUGGCGUGCUCAAGGUGGCGGACUUUGGCACGGCGCUCGUCCUGCCAGUGGAGAACGUCGAGGAAGCGGUGAAGGAUUCUUCCAGCGGCAAGAAGAAGCUCAAGGGAGGAGCGGAGUUCGAUCGAUUUGGCAGCGGCAAGAAACUCGACAGUGAGGAGAUCGAGGCAUGGCUCCAGGGCGGGAGCUUCAAGCUCAAGUCGGCCGCGACAUCGUCAGAGCAGCAGCCGGAGACGAUGGUUCCAGCACAGAUUCGAGGCAGCAAGAGCUACGAUCGUCUGGAAAUCGAAGACUCCGGCACCGAAGUUAGUCCUCGAGUGAGCGAUGCGGAGGAAGAAGAAGAUGGUGCUCGAAGAUCAUCAGACAGGAACGAUCGCUACAGCGAUGGCGAGUGGGAGAAAACUUCCAACAAGGAUUCCGAUUGGUACAAGGUGGGAAACGAUGACUUCCGCGGAGAGAUGACCGACUGCGUGGGGACGAGGUGGUACAAAGCUCCGGAGCUCCUCUACGGUUCGACGAGCUACAACUUUGCGGUGGAUCUCUGGGCCGUGGGUUGCAUCCUCGGCGAGUUGAUCCAAGGCGAGCCACUCUUCCCGGGAGCCUCCGACAUAGAUCAGCUGAGCAGGGUGGUGAGAGUUCUCGGUGUCCCAAACGAGACGAUCUGGCCCGGGAUCUCCAGCCUCCCCGACUAUGACAAGAUUUGCUUCAACGACGAUCGCCCGCCAGUGACUCUGGCCAGGAUUUUGCCGCGAGCGUCCGGAGAGGCGCUGCGCUUGAUCGAGAAGCUCUUGGUCUACGAUCCAGCCUCGCGGCUGUCGGCGUCCCAGGCGUUGUCUCACGAGUUCUUCUCUGGACGCGCCAGCUCCAUUGAUGCUUGGCUCAAUGCUGGAAGUCGCAAGUAAUGGAAGAUCUAAUGGAAGAUCUAAGUUCUUCCAAGAAGUUCUUAUCUAUCUAUCCAGCCAUGGAAGACG
This is a messenger RNA of Selaginella moellendorffii, 1475 nucleotides long. RefSeq names its product cyclin-dependent kinase 20. Gene Ontology annotation, molecular function: ATP binding. The record is from RefSeq and is a predicted model, not a curated record. Gene Ontology annotation, cellular component: nucleus. Lineage: Eukaryota; Viridiplantae; Streptophyta; Lycopodiopsida; Selaginellales; Selaginellaceae. Gene Ontology annotation, biological process: protein phosphorylation. The coding region runs from base 33 to 1406 and encodes 457 amino acids. The transcript is spliced from 2 exons.